Hemibagrus wyckioides is the source of this 5494-nucleotide messenger RNA. RefSeq names its product protein tyrosine phosphatase receptor type C (gene ptprc). The record is from RefSeq and is a predicted model, not a curated record. Gene Ontology annotation, biological process: negative regulation of protein kinase activity; positive regulation of peptidyl-tyrosine phosphorylation; protein dephosphorylation. Gene Ontology annotation, molecular function: protein tyrosine phosphatase activity; protein binding. NCBI's taxonomy places the organism in Eukaryota, Metazoa, Chordata, Actinopteri, Siluriformes, Bagridae. The transcript has 46 exons. The coding region runs from base 193 to 4884 and encodes 1563 amino acids.
ACAACUUCCUGUUAAGACGCCCUUAGUGCAUUGCUGAAGGUGAGAGUGUUCCUGACAUCGCUCUGUCUGUCAAGCCUAGCGCAAGCUUGAAGACGCCAGGGCUGAACACACACAGGAAACUGUGACGACUGAUUAGAUAAAACAAAAGAAAGAGACUUAUGGUGUCUUAGAAGAGGCCUUUUACUCUCCAUUAUGGCAAACUUCCCUGGACCAAGGUUUUUACUCCUGGUCCUGGCAGGAUUAGCGUUAUGUCAGGGGCAACCUAACACGCAAACUACCAUGCAAAACUCAACCCAAUCUCCAGCAACCCCCACAAAUUCCAGUCAAGUUUCUUCAGGACAAUCCAGUGGAUCAGCUGAUCCAGAAACAGGCAAUACCACGUCAGGCUUACUCACAAUCACCUACUUGCUUCAACAAAAAACAGACACAAGUUCAAAAGGGACAGGCAAUACCACGUCAGGCUUACUCACAAACACCACGAAUCAAAACCAAACAGACACAAGUUCAAAAGGGCCAGAAACAGGCAAUACCACGUCAGGCUUACCCACAAGCACCAUGGGUCAAAACCAAACAGUCACAAGUUUGAAUAAAACAGAAACAGGCAAUACCACGUCAGGCUUACUCACAAGCACCAUGGGUCAAAACCAAACAGACACAAGUCCAAAAGGGCCAGAAACAGGCAAUACCACGUCAGGCUUACUCACAAACACCAUGGGUCAAAACCAAACAGUCACAAGUUUGAAUAAAACAGAAACAGGCAAUACCACGUCAGGCUUACCCACAAGCACCAUGGAUCAAAACCAAACAGUCACAAGUUUGAAUAAAACAGAAACAGGCAAUACCACGUCAGGCUUACUCACAAGCACCAUGGGUCAAAACCAAACAGACACAAGUCCAAAAGGGCCAGAAACAGGCAAUACCACGUCAGGCUUACUCACAAACACCAUGGGUCAAAACCAAACAGUCACAAGUUUGAAUAAAACAGAAACAGGCAAUACCACGUCAGGCUUACCCACAAGCACCAUGGGUCAAAACCAAACAGACACAAGUCCAAAAGGGCCAGAAACAGGCAAUACCACGUCAGGCUUACUCACAAACACCAUGGGUCAAAACCAAACAGUCACAAGUUUGAAUAAAACAGAAACAGGCAAUACCACGUCAGGCUUACUCACAAGCACCAUGGGUCAAAACCAAACAGUCACAAGUUUGAAUAAAACAGAAACAGGCAAUACCACAUCAGGCUUACCCACAAGCACCAUGGGUCAAAACCAAACAGUCACAAGUCCAAAAGGGCCAGAAACAGGCAAUACCCUGUCAGGCUUACCCACAAGCACCAUGGGUCAAAACCAAACAGUCACAAGUUUGAAUAAAACAGAAACAGACAAUAACACGUCAGGCUUACUCACAAUCACCACGGGUAAAAACCAAACAGACACAAGUUCAGAAGAGCCAGAAAAUGUAAACUCAAGCACCUCCUCACCCACCUCCUCCUCCACGAUCACAACCUCACCCACACUCACGUCCAGCACAACAACAGGCCCCAAGUGCACCUACAGCAUCUACCAGUCAAAUGAUUUAGUGAAAGUGGAAAUUACAGGCAACGUUACAGACGAUUACACCAUUACAUUGACAGACAAAGGCAAUCAAAAUACUACAAUACCCCUGGGGAGAAAGAGGAAAUACCAAAUAAAACAUAAAUCAUUAAAGCCUUGCCAAACUUAUACUGUCAGUUUAACUCCUUCCUGUAACCCCAAUGGAAACACCACUUUUAAAACUAGAGAAUUAGUUGACUCAGAUGUAGACAUCACAUUGACUGAACAAGUGUGUUUUGAUACUAUAUGGAAUUUGGCAUCUGGAAAUUGUAUUCAAAUCACUAUGGAGAACGCCUGCAAAAGCAAUGAACUGAAAUUUGAAGACAACUCCUGCAGCAAAUCUGUAUCUUUCACAUUUCCUCCAGUAAAGCCUACUUUUGAUUAUAUACAUGCACUCCCCACGAAAUUUACUUGGACCAAUCGGCCUACACAGUGUGCAAACAACCUCACAUACAGCUGCACUGGGGUGACAGACCUAAACAGUUUGAAACCUUUUCAAAAUUAUAAUUGCACUGGGACAUAUCAUUUUGAAAAUGGAAUUAUUACAAGUGACUCCAAAACAGUUAGGAUUGAAUGUGAUAUGAAAAAUGGCUCUGUUGACAACAUAACUAAUUCCAAUAUCAGAGCAAGCUGGGACUUUACCAGCAAACACUGCCCCAACAUUAGCAAUAAUAUCACUUUGAAUGCGACCUGCACUAAUCACACAGCCAAAUCAGUGCACUGUUCGAGGGACUCCUGUGAUAUUGUAAAUUUGGAACCCUAUACUACAUAUGAAUGCACUUUAAAAGCAAGUUAUGGAAAUAACAAUUUCCGCAAUUUUUCCUUUACUAAUAAGACCAUAUCUUCAAAGCCCACUGUAAAAGAACAAAUGAAAGUCACAGAACUCAAACAUAAUUCUUUCCAAAUCAAUUGUGAAAUUAUCAAAUGGAAUGGGGAGAAGGGGGAUUUCACAGCAAUACUCGAAGGUGUUCCGUUAUCUGAGCAAACAAAAAAAGUUUGUGAAUUUGUUUUUAAAGACCUCAACUAUUUAACAGCAUAUAAAGUCAAGGUCACUGCCAAGAAUAAUAAUGGGAAUAUAUCUGAACCCUCCUAUAAUAAGUUUACCACUAAAUACAAUGACAAAGCUGUUCUUGGAUUCCUGAGCUUUCUCAUUAUUGUCACAUCUAUUGCGCUCCUGUUCGUCCUGUACAAAAUCUACCUUUUAAAGAGGGAAAAGUCAAGCAGGAAUGAGCAAGAGCUGGAUGACCUUCUUCCAACAAAUGCGCUACUUCAAGUGGAACCCAUGACUGCUGAAGAUCUGCUUGAUGCAUACAAGAAGAAGAGGGCUGAUGAGGGACGUCUGUUCAUGGAUGAAUUUCAGAGUGUUCCACGCAUUUUCUCCAAUUUCUCAGUCAGAGAGGCCAAAAAACCAGAAAAUCAAACAAAGAAUCGCUAUGUUGACAUUCUUCCCUAUGACUAUAACCGCGUCUCUCUCUCUCACGGAGGAACUGAGGACUACAUCAACGCCAGCUUUAUUGAGGGUUACAAGGAAUCCAACAAAUACAUUGCAGCCCAAGGCCCCAAGGAAGAGACAGUGGGAGAUUUCUGGACAAUGAUCUGGGAACAAAAGACUUCGAUUAUCGUCAUGGUAACCCGUUGUGAAGAAGGAAACAAGAACAAAUGUGCUCAAUACUGGCCAUCACUGGAGAGAGAAACAGAGAUUUUUGAUGAUUUGGUUGUGAAAAUCAAGGGGGAGGAGAAAUGCCCCGAUUACAUAAUUCGCCACCUGACCCUGAUGAAUCGUAAAGAGAAGUCAGCGGAACGUGAAGUCACUCACAUCCAGUUCACCAGCUGGCCUGACCAUGGCGUCCCGUCUGAUCCCGGCCUGCUCCUUAAACUACGCCGCAGAGUCAACUCCUUCAAAAACUUCUUCAGUGGUCCUAUUGUCAUUCACUGCAGUGCUGGAGUUGGACGCACAGGGACCUACAUCUGUAUCGAUGCCAUGAUUGAGAGUCUGGAGGCAGAAGGACGUGUGGACAUUUAUGGAUAUGUGGUCAAACUUCGCCGUCAAAGAUGCCUCAUGGUCCAAGUGGAGGCCCAGUAUGUGCUCAUUCACACGGCCCUGAUCGAGUACAGUCAAUUUGGUGAGACAGAAAUGGCGCUCUCGAAUUUCCACUCGGAGGUGAACACACUCAGACAGAAGGAGGGAAAUGAUCCAUCUUUUAUGGAGCUGGAGUUUCAGAAACUUCCAAAAUUCAAAAACUACAGAACAUCCAACACGGCACGCACCGAGGAGAACAAGAAAAAGAACCGCUCCUCUAUAGUGCCAUAUGACUUCAACAGAGUCCCAAUUAAAGUGAAUGAUGAAGUUAGUCAUGACAGUGAGGCUGAGGAUGAAGAGGAAUAUUCCUCAGAUGAAGAAGAUGAAGUCCCUACCAAAUACAUCAAUGCCUCCUAUGUGGAUGGAUACUGGUUGCCAAGUAGCUUCAUUGUCGCACAGGGACCCACGGACGGCACAGUUGCUGACUUUCUACACAUGCUGUUCCAGAAACAAGUUAAAACUGUGUUCAUGCUCUCAGAUUGCACUGAGAAUGACAAGGAAUUCUGCAGCCAGUAUUGGGAUGAUGAGAAGAAAACAUUUGGGGAGAUAGUAGUGGAGGUCAAAGAGACUGAAAACACCCCUACAUACAUCAGACGGUGCCUAGAAAUACAGCACACCAAGAGGAAAGACAGCCACACAUUGCAGCAGUACCACUUCCAGAAAUGGGCGGGUCAGGAGCUUCCAUCCAACCCUCUUGACUUAGUUGACAUGAUGCGGAGUGUCAGACAGAGCAGUGAUAACAUCAACAAACACAAGAAUUUGCCCAUUCUGGCACACUGCAAUGAUGGCUCCUCACGUUCUGGAAUAUUCUGCGCCUUGUGGAAGCUUCUGGACAGUGCAGACACAGAGAAACUGGUGGACAUCUUCCAGGUGGCCAAGGACCUGCGCAAGGCUCGCAUGGGCAUGUUCAACACCUUUGAGCAGUACAAGUUCCUGUAUGCUGCCCUGGAGGCGGCGUACCCGGUGCAGAACGGUGAGGUGAAGAAGCCCAGGGAAGCCCCUACUGACACUGUGCAGGUUAUUAACGAAUCCACAGCACUGAUCAUGCCCAGUACAGGCUCUGCCACUGAAAAGGGCACCGAGAGCAAGGAAGGUACUGACUCAGUAUCACCUGAAGAGGGAGCCACUGAGGCCAGCAAGGAGCCAGAGAAAGUCCUCAGUGAAAGCACCCCUAAUGGUCCCACUGCUACUGAAGAGGCUGAAAGUGUUUAACCAUAAUUUCUUAUAGUGGCUUUUCUGAAGCUUUUUAUUUGCAAAAAAAAAAGAAAAAAAGAAAAAAAAAGAAAAUGUAUUUAAGACUUAUUUCCAUCCCUGUAAAAACAUUCUAAUGGAUAUUUGAAUUUUAGAGAUUUGUUACUGUAUUUAAAUACAGUAUUAAUUUAAUUAACAAAGAGAAAAAAUCUUCUUAAUACUGAAUCUAUGAGAAACAACAACCCUUGGAAAGGACCAGUUCAGUGCAUUUAGUCCAAAAUUUCUUUAAGGCUGUAUUUAAAUCCAACAUACUGUUUUGUUAUGAAUCUAUUUUUGAGAAUUUGCUUUUAUCCUGUCUUUUUUUGUCUUUAAACUGCAUGCGUGAAUGUAAUGUAAAUGGAAAGUUUGCUAAUGUUCACUGUAUAUCUAUAUAUAUCUAGAGAUAUUUUGUUAACAAUCUAAGUUAUAAAGUGACGAAUGUAAAGUUAUGUUAUGCAAAGAUUACUUUGCACUACAAUUUUGUCUUCAAACUAUCUGAUUGGUAUAAUUUCCAUUCAUUUUUAAUGUGCUAUAUAUGUAUGGCUGAUGUUUUUUUUAAUUGGAAAUAAUUUGAAUAAAGGAUUGAAAUAUG